Rhodamnia argentea is the source of this 2288-nucleotide messenger RNA. RefSeq names its product ABC transporter G family member 9. Gene Ontology annotation, molecular function: ATP binding; ABC-type transporter activity; ATP hydrolysis activity. Gene Ontology annotation, cellular component: membrane. The coding region runs from base 297 to 2240 and encodes 647 amino acids. The record is from RefSeq and is a predicted model, not a curated record. Lineage: Eukaryota; Viridiplantae; Streptophyta; Magnoliopsida; Myrtales; Myrtaceae. The transcript has 4 exons.
GAAAGUUUGCGUCUUCGCGAGAGAGAGCUAGAGAGAGAGAAAGAGAGAGGAGAGAAGGAGAGGGAAAUCAAUGUGAACGUGGAAUUCGAUGGAGAUCAGAUGUGCUAACUCGCCACGUCCAAAACCCAACUCUUUCUGCAUGAACCCCUCCUCCUCGAAUCUCCCUCCCUCUCUCUUCUCUGAUAAAUAUUUCGUCUUGGGUUCUUGCUGAAACGCCGCUUUCUCGAGGGAGUUGAGCGGGAGAGCGGUUGCUUUUCGUGGAGGGGUUCUGAGGAAGAUCCGAGGCGAGAGGAGCCAUGAACGGGAACCAGCAAGAGAUGGUCGAUCUAGAGGCCCAAAACCAGAAAGCCGACGUUGACGGCGACGACCUGGGACUCGGACGAGGUGUGGCGGCGGCGGCGACGUCGUGUAUUUUCAGCAAGUCCAGUACCACCCCCAUCACUCUCAAGUUUCGCAACGUCGUUUACAAAAUAAAGAUUCAUAGAGCAGCGGGAGGAUUCCUCCGAAAGAGUAUGAAGACCGAAGAGAGAGUGAUCUUGAAUGGACUCACCGGCGCCGUUCAACCAGGCGAAAUGCUGGCCAUGCUCGGCCCCUCGGGGAGUGGGAAGACCACCUUGUUGACCACCUUGGGCGGGCGGCUUGCAGGCGGCCACUUGGGCGGGACCAUAACCUACAAUGGCAAGCCCUUCUCGAACUCGUUAAAGCGGAGCACCGGGUUCGUGACGCAAGACGACAUCAUGUACCCUCACCUGACUGUGACCGAAACCCUAGUCUUCACGGCCCUCCUCAGGUUGCACAAGAGUUACACCAAAGAAGAGAAGGUCAUGCACGCCGAAGAAGUCAUAGCUCAGCUUGGCUUGACCAAGUGCAAGAACAGCAUCAUCGGGGGCGGCGGCCUGAGAGGUGUAUCGGGAGGAGAGAGAAAGCGGGUCAGCAUAGGGCAAGAGAUGCUCAUUAACCCUAGCUUGCUGUUUCUCGACGAGCCGACGUCGGGGCUCGACUCGACCACGGCUCAGACGAUUGUGUCCAAGUUGUGGGAGCUUGCGAAAGGGGGAAGGACAGUGGUUAUGACAAUUCAUCAGCCUUCGAGUAGGUUGUUCUACAUGUUUCACAAGGUGUUGCUCUUGUCCGAGGGAAAUUCCUUGUACUUUGGGGACGGAGCGAGAGUGAUGGAAUACUUUGCCGGCAUCGGAUUCACACCUUCCGUGGCCAUGAACCCUGCCGAUUUUCUCUUGGAUCUAGCGAAUGGCAUUGGAACCGCUCCCGAAGAUGAAGAUAAAGAAAGCAAAAGCGCGAUAAAGCAGACCUUGGCUUUGGCAUACAAGAACCAUCUGGAGGACGAAUUGAAGCGAGAGCUCUGCGCGAUCGAUGAUCGCUUCAUUAACCAAGGACAAGAGCACAAGCAUUCCGAUCGUUGGCCGACGACAUGGUGGCAACAGUUCACGAUCCUGCUCAGAAGAGGGAUCAAAGAGAGGAAGUACCAGUCCUUCUCCGGCAUAAAAGUUGUGCAAGUGACGAUCGUCGCUUUCAUCAGCGGCUUACUAUGGUGGCAAUCCGAGGCUUCUAAUUUGCAAGACAAGAUCGGGCUCCUCUUCUUCUACUCGGCGUUCUGGGGCUUCUUCCCCCUCUUCAACGCCAUCUUCACCUUCCCGAGGGAACGGAUGAUGCUCGAGAAGGAGCGGUCCUCGGGCAUGUACCGGCUCUCCUCCUACUUCUUGUCCCGCAUUGUCGGCGACCUCCCGAUGGAGCUCAUCCUCCCUUCCGCCUUCGUGAUCAUCACGUACUGGAUGGCCGGGAUGAAGCCCACGUUGGCCAACUUCCUGUGCACCCUCUUCGUGCUCCUCUACAGCGUGCUCGUGGCGCAGGGCCUCGGGCUGGCCAUUGGGGCCACGGUGAUGGACCAGCAGUCGGCGACCAUCCUCGGGUCGGUGCUGAUGCUCGCAUUCCUCCUCGCCGGUGGGUACUACGUCCAGAACGUGCCGCCCUUCAUCGGUUGGAUCAAGUACCUGUCGGUGAGCCACUACACGUACAAGCUCCUGAUGGGGUCGCAGUACAAGCCCGACGACACGUACCCUUGCGGCGGUUCCUCCUGCUUGGUCGGGGAUUAUCCGGGGAUCAAGAAGGUGGGGCUCGACGGGCAGGCCGUCUCCGCCAUUGCGCUGGGGAUUAUGUUCGUUGGGUACAGGCUCCUCGCCUACGUUGCUUUGAUGAGGAUAGGGAUGACCAAGAAAAGAAAGUAGCGAAUUUUUGUUUCUUGUUUCCUAUUAUUUUAUGCUUUUCAUUACGUA